Molecule: messenger RNA, 1251 nt
Organism: Wallemia mellicola CBS 633.66
Lineage: Eukaryota; Fungi; Basidiomycota; Wallemiomycetes; Wallemiales; Wallemiaceae
Exons: 2
Coding region: 1-1251 (416 amino acids)
Biological process (GO): nuclear-transcribed mRNA poly(A) tail shortening; mRNA processing; protein phosphorylation
Cellular component (GO): PAN complex; P-body
Molecular function (GO): poly(A) binding; protein kinase activity; ATP binding
Source: RefSeq, a predicted model, not a curated record
AUGAACAACGUAAACCUCGCUUCUUUCUUCAUACCAUCAGAUCUACACAAGGAUAUCACAGAGAAGCACGAAAAUCAGCUUAGAGCACCUCCUCCAGGUCUCCGUUUACCUGAACGACUUCACGUUUAUAGAGAGCUAUACCCUCUCGAUGACGGUACUGGUCCAGCUUUGGGCCUCGCCGGCUUAACUACAUAUGCCUACAGGGCAACAAGCGAAAGAGAUGGUAGCAGGUUUUGCCUAAGACGCGUAGAAGGUUUUAGAUUGACGUCUCAGGAACCGCUGAGUGCAAUAGACAGAUGGAAGCGCCUCAAACAUCCAAAUAUCGUACCAAUCGCUGAGGCUUUCUCAACUAGAGCUUUCAAUGAUUCGUCUCUUAUCUUGUCAUACGCUUACUACCCAAAUUCGCAUACUUUAGCAAACUUGCAUUCACCAAAUCCAUUGAAUCCUUCACCACCGCCACUUUCCGAGAAGCAAAUGUGGACUUACUUGCUUCAAAUAGUUUCAGCUCUGAUGUACGUUCAUAAUCAAGGUCUUGCAGUCAGAUGUUUGCAUCCCUCAAGAAUUUUGGUUUCAUCAAAGAAUAGGAUAAGGCUCAAUUGUCUAGGUGCCUUAGAUAUUUUAGCUUAUGACGAUUUCGCUAAUGUAAAUCUACAACAACAAGAGGAUCUCGUUAGUGUUGGUACUCUGUUAUUAAGUUUAGCUUUGGGUAACAGCAAGGCUGUGACUUCAAAUCCAACUAAAGCAAUUGAAUACUUUUCUAGACAAUAUGGCCCUGACCUUCAGAGAAUUGUCUUAUGGUUAUUGGGUAACAGAAGUCCAUUAAAAACAGCUGAGGAACUAUGGAGUAUGAUAACCAAGAUAAAUCCCGGAAUAGUUGCUGAAGUGAUUGAUUCAUCCCUUACCGCUAAUGAUAGGCUUGAUAAUGAGUUAUCAAAAGAGGUUGAAAACGGCAGACUUGUUAGAUUAUUAUGCAAGUUCAAUUUUAUUAAUGAAAGAGCAGAGUUUGAUUUUGAUCCUCGUUGGUCGGAGACUGGUGAUAGGUACAUUAUAAAACUCUUUCGUGAUUAUGUCUUCCAUCAAGUUGACGAGAAUGGUAAACCAGUACUUGACAUGUCGCACGUAUUAGUUUGCUUAAACAAGCUCGACGCUGGUGUUGAUGAGAGUAUCAUGUUGAUCUCACGCGAUGAGCAAUCUUGCUUGGUUGUCUCAUAUAAGGAAGUAAAGCAAUGUGUAGAAUCGGCAUUCAGGUGA